Molecule: messenger RNA, 936 nt
Organism: Aspergillus uvarum CBS 121591
Lineage: Eukaryota; Fungi; Ascomycota; Eurotiomycetes; Eurotiales; Aspergillaceae
Gene: hhtA
Product: histone H3
Exons: 4
Coding region: 42-476 (144 amino acids)
Biological process (GO): rRNA transcription
Cellular component (GO): nucleosome
Molecular function (GO): structural constituent of chromatin; protein heterodimerization activity; DNA binding
Source: RefSeq, a predicted model, not a curated record
GACUGUGGACUGUGGACUGUGGACUGUAGAUGUAGGUAUCCAUGAUGAGUUGGGUACUUACCGAGAUAGUCGUUCCUGUGGGGAAUGUUCGUAAGUCCACUGGUGGCAAGGCUCCCCGUAAGCAGCUCGCUUCCAAGGCUGCCCGCAAGGCCGCUCCCUCCACCGGCGGUGUCAAGAAGCCUCACCGUUACAAGCCCGGUACCGUCGCUCUCCGUGAGAUCCGUCGCUACCAGAAGAGCACUGAGCUCCUCAUCCGCAAGCUCCCCUUCCAGCGUCUGGUCCGUGAAAUCGCCCAGGAUUUCAAGUCCGACCUCCGCUUCCAGUCCUCUGCCAUCGGUGCUCUCCAGGAGUCCGUUGAGGCCUACCUCGUCUCCCUCUUCGAGGACACCAACCUGUGCGCCAUCCACGCCAAGCGUGUCACCAUCCAGUCCAAGGACAUCCAGCUUGCCCGCCGUCUCCGCGGUGAGCGCUCCUAGAUUCAUUUGAUCUUCGAAUGAGUCUAUCUCUGCAACUGGUUGGCUCUUUUAUGGGAUGGCGAUAACGGGGUUUCUUUGCUUUGCUUUUUCAUGACUACUGGCGAUACAUGAUGGGUUUUCUUUUGCGAAUUUCACAACGGGUCUCUCGGCAAAUGGGUUUUGUGAUUUCUCUUGCUGCUACGCAAUAAAUAGUAAGGCUGCCGAAUGUUUCUUCGAGCGGCUCUGGGUGGAUCGAUGAUCAUGGCGAUGCAUCCGUCCGAAUAUGUACAUUACAGAUGAUUUGAUUCGAGAGGUGGCUUCCACUGGAAGCGCCACGUCGGAUGGCAUAGACCGCGAAAUGCAGUAUCUAUGACGAUGCAAUCCAAUCCAGCUUUGUGAUUCGCCUAGUGAUGAUGUUCUAUCUCUUCAGCGGUAGACGAAGUCCUGGUCCGAUGACAGAUGCUUUGUAGUCUGGUGCCUU